Molecule: messenger RNA, 673 nt
Organism: Phascolarctos cinereus (koala)
Lineage: Eukaryota; Metazoa; Chordata; Mammalia; Diprotodontia; Phascolarctidae
Source: RefSeq, a predicted model, not a curated record
CUAUAAAAGGCAAAAGGUCUGCGGUGGCAGUCAGAUCUCCAGCUUCCUACACACUGCCAUGGGUCACCUUAAGCUGUUAGCCCUGUUCAUGGUGUACCUGCUGCUGCUGAAACAGGUGGGACCAUCUCCCUUGCCCCAGCAGAGCUCAGUCCAGAGAAUAAGAAGGAUGACCCCCUUCUGGCGAAGUCUCUCUCUCAGGCCCAUUGGGGCAUCUUGUCGUGAUGACUCUGAAUGUAUCACAAGACUAUGCAGCACAGAACUGAAAAGAUCACCUUCUUCGAGGUUUGCUGUAAAGGAGGGAGUACUGAUGCUGUCAACAACAAUCACGGAUAAGCCGCCUGGCGAGGCGGAAGCCACAGGUCUGCUUCCUGAAGCAGGAUUGAAAGGGACGGAAGAAAAAAAGAUCUUGACAGUUGAAGGCAGUGGCUGUGAAGAACGGUUCCAUCUCAAGAGGUUGGGGUCCCUAUGACCUAGCUCAGCCAGGCUAUGUUGAGGCUCCCAGGAUGAAAAAAGCAUUGUUGGACAUGCCUUUGGUUGUACAUAAAGGGUAAAAUGUUAACUAAAUCACAUAUGUAUGACAGAAGGCAGACAAAAUCAGUCUUUAAUGAACUAUGUGAUCUGAUUAAAUAGCUGUAUUUCUAAGAUGAUCUAUACAUUAAAGGUUAGAUCCGUC